Messenger RNA from Aspergillus lentulus, 1509 nucleotides. RefSeq names its product putative MFS efflux transporter. Gene Ontology annotation, cellular component: membrane. Gene Ontology annotation, biological process: transmembrane transport. The record is from RefSeq and is a predicted model, not a curated record. Gene Ontology annotation, molecular function: transmembrane transporter activity. NCBI's taxonomy places the organism in Eukaryota, Fungi, Ascomycota, Eurotiomycetes, Eurotiales, Aspergillaceae.
AUGUCUACUCCAGCCUUUGGAGCCGUGGUGCGGUUUGAGAGCGCCUCACCGAUUGCUAACCCUGCGGCCGUGGUGCGAAAAGAUCAGCAGGGUAUCGCUCGCACUCCCUCCGAAUAUGAGCUAGAUCAUAUGCGCGAACGUCGCCAGUCUCCUGCAUCUGGGCCAAGCACCGGAGUUCAUAUGCCUAUCACACCCGUCACCCCCAGCGAGUUGGAGAGCCUUCCGGGCUCACCUGCAGAAGACGGUGCCAUCGAUGCUAUCGAUGCUAUCGAUCCACUGCCGAAUCCCACCUCAUCUGCGACAACAAGAUGGCGACUAUUGAGUGCUUGUAUGAUGAAUGUGGCCAAUGGCUUGAAUGACAGCGGCCCGGGUGCUCUGAUUCCGUACAUUGAGAAAGACUACAAUAUCGGUUACGCAGUCGUCUCUCUGAUUUUUGUGACUAAUGCGCUGGGGUUCAUUCUUGCUGCGCCAGUCACACAAUUCUUUGAGGCAAAACUCGGGCGCUCGAAAUCUUACGCCUUAUCAAUGAGUUUGUUGGUUGCGGGAUAUGUGAUCAUUCUCUUCAAACCGCCAUUUCCAGCCAUUGUGGCCAGUUUCUUUCUGCUGGGAUUCGGAAUCGCGCUGAAUUUGGCCUUGAACAACGUUUUCUGUGCGAACCUAGCGAACAGUACGACUUCUCUCGGCGCCAUGCACGGUAGCUACGGCAUUGGGGGGAUUAUGGGACCGCUAAUAGCGACGGCCAUGGUAUCCGACGGUGUCCAGUGGUCCGUCUACUACUCCAUCAACCUCGCACUAGCAGUGUUCAACCUAGCGUUUGCAAUGUGGACCUUCCGCGGUUAUGAAAAAGAGCUGCCCACUCAACUUCUCACCGCGCUUCAGCAGACGGCUUCACAGCAGGAGCAUCGUCAUAAUGUGGCAAGCAAAAAGCAACUAUUGAAGCAAGCAGUCCAGAACAAAACGACGUUACUCGGGGCUCUUUUCAUCUUUGCAUAUCAGGGUGCAGAGGUUUCUAUCUCAGGCUGGGUUGUCUCGUUCCUGAUCAGCUAUCGUAAAGGAGAUCCCUCCCAUGUCGGCUAUGUCAGCGCCGGGUUUUGGGCGGGCAUUACCCUUGGACGCUUUGUGCUCUCGCAUCCGGCGCAUAUGGCUGGGGAAAAGCUUGCAGUCAUAUUGCUGGUUGUAGGAUCUGCUGCUUUCCAGCUUAUGACGUGGCUUAUUCCAAAUGUCAUCGGGGACGCCGUUUCUGUGGCUAUUGUGGGAUUGCUGCUGGGGCCCGUCUACCCCUGUGCUACAGCAGUCUUCAGCAAGUUGCUUCCCAGAAAUAUUCAGAUUUCUAGCUUGAGCUUUAUCAGCGCUAUGGGAAGUAGCGGUGGUGCCGUUGCGCCGUUCUUCACGGGCUUGCUGGCGCAGAGUGUGGGAACAUAUGUUCUUCACCCAAUCUGCAUUGGGUUAUAUGGUGUGAUGCUUGUGGGUUGGGCCUUAAUGCCUAAGGUCUCGAAGAGAUCCGAAUAA